AUGGCGAUUCUGAGCGUGAGGGCAGACUUCUGCCAGGCUCAGCACAGCGUUUUUGCUGACAAGUGAGCUCGGGGGCUCUAUGUGCCAUAAUUAACAUUGCCUUGAAGACUCUGGAUACCGAGAUUGGCCUCAGAAAUUGUAGGCUUUUUUUUUUUUUAAUU
Molecule: messenger RNA, 161 nt
Organism: Erinaceus europaeus (western European hedgehog)
Lineage: Eukaryota; Metazoa; Chordata; Mammalia; Eulipotyphla; Erinaceidae
Exons: 1
Coding region: 1-66 (21 amino acids)
Source: RefSeq, a predicted model, not a curated record